Ceraceosorus bombacis is the source of this 1652-nucleotide messenger RNA. The record is from the annotation of a GenBank genome assembly. NCBI's taxonomy places the organism in Eukaryota, Fungi, Basidiomycota, Exobasidiomycetes, Ceraceosorales, Ceraceosoraceae.
AUGUUCAUAGCAGGAUUGCCAAUCGCCAUUGUAGCUGCGAUCCUGCUUGCCACCGCUCCGGUGUCCUUGACCGCGCUCAAGCGUGAUGGAGACCUGCCGCCCAUCGUAGAGGAGCUUUCCCAUCGAAACGUUCCCUACAGGUGGAGAGCAUGGGCCGAGGCCAGCAAAAAGUACGGUGAGCAUCAUGUGCGCCUGCUUCGUAAUGUCACGCACGCCUUCUCAACAUGGACCUCCAUCGUCCAGGUGAUGUAUUCCGCGUCGCGGAUGGCUCAGAGGUGCAAGUGGUACUCAACUCUGCCAAAGCUGCGGUGGAACUACUGGAUCGCAGGGCGGACAUCUACUCGUGCCGGCCAAGGUUGGUCAUGGCCUGGCAAAUGGCCUCCGAAGAGCUUGGCAUCACCUUUGCGCCCCAUGGGCCCCUCUUUCGACAGCAUCGUAGGGUCCUGACGCCAGCCUUCUCGUCAAAGGCCGUACGCGGGUACGAAGGCGCAAUCACAGCCGAGACGAAGCUGCUGCUGCGCGGCUAUCUCGAUGCUCACAAGGGCCUAUCCAUCGCAAACGACGCACCCAAGCACAGCCAUGGCGUCGAGGAGCAGAACAAGACGCCGACACACUUUCUGUUGUGUCAAAAAUUUGCUGCUUCAUUGAUCAUGCGGAUCGUGUAUGGACGGGCAGUGAGCUCGCUCCAGGAUGAGGAUCUCAAGACCAUCAACGAGUGCAAUGAGCGCUUCUUCAGACUCGCCGGCACUCGCACAGCUGUGGAUCGCUAUCCAUUCCUUGCGCACAUCCCUCGCAUCUUGUCACCCUGGGGACGCGCGGCCAAGGCGUGCUUCGACGCCGAGAUUGGCCUGUUUCGAAAACAGCUGGAGCGGCUGGAGCUGCUCCCCGAGGAGCAAAAGAGCGGUAGGGUAGCUCAGCAGGCGAUCGAACUCGGGAAAAAGUAUAGCCUGACGCGAGAUCAGAUCGCUUACCUCGCUGGCUCCAUGUAUGGCGCGGGCAGCGAAACCACGGCGCAGGCCAUGCUCGUCAUCUUGAUGGCACUCGCUCUAUACCCAGUCUACGCCCGUCGCGCGCAAAAAGAAAUAGACGAUUGCAUCGAAGCAGGAUCGUUUCCGGCUAUGCACGACCUCGACGGUUCACGCCUCGCCUUUUCAAAAGCCAUCGUGCAGGAAGCGAUGCGCUGGCGGCCAUUUGUAGCGAGCGGCGCACCUCACCGACUGACCAAGGAUGACGUGUACAGAGGUUGGCGCAUACCAAAGGGUACGACCGUCUUUGGCAACACGCAUGCAAUUUAUCACGACCCCGAGGUGUGGGUGCGGCCAGAUGAAUUUCUUCCCGAUCGCCAUUUGCCUCGAUCAGAUCUCCGACGGGAGGCGGAGUUCAGUGCUCGGAGGACGCCAUUCUCUUUUGGCUUUGGUCGAAGGAUGUGCCCAGGCCACGAGCUGGCCACGCGCGCUCUCGAAUACACGCUGGUAUGCACGUUGUGGGCCUUCGAUGUGCUUCCGCCAUCAGCGCUGGAGCCCCAAAUCGACACCUGUGCAUUCACCGACUCUUUGGGGUCGUACCCAAAACCAUUUUUUUGUCACGUCGCACCCCGAAACCCGCAGAGCAUCGCCGCCCUGGAGGCAUUCUUGGAGCGAGAUCACUCGUAG